CGCGCAGGCGCAGUCCCGCGCGUUGCAUUCUGGUCGGGUGAUGGCGCCGCGCGGGGAGCGGAGCGCGGGGACGGCGGGUUUCUCAGAGAUUCCCGUGAGGUUCUCGGACAGGAACGCCAUCUCCCGCUGCCUCCUGGUGAAGCCGCACCAGGCCCGUGAACCGGCCGCUGCCCGGCCCCAGAACCGAACUCUGUUCGUGCUCAACGUGCCACCCUACUGCACCCAGGACAGUGUGCACAGGCUUUUUUCACAAUGCGGUACUGUCACCUCUGUGGAACUGCAAGAAAAACCAGGCCCAGGAACCAAACCUGAGGCAAAGAAAUCAAAGUUCUUUUCUGGGAAACCCGUGGAGGGGUUCCAGGUGGCCUACAUUGUGUUCAAAACACCGGCCGGGAUGAAGUCCGCCCUGAAAGUCCAAAAGCCCUGGAUCCUGUCUCCGAGCGAGCACCCCAUCAAGACAGGCCUUCAGAAGUGGAUCCAGGAAUAUUCUUCCAGCAUCAUCGAUCCUGAGGCGCUGCAAAGCGAGGUCGACGAGUUCAUGAAGCAACAUGACAAGCGGAUGGCAGAGCUGGAGGCCCUUGCUGAGGCGGACGACGGGGUCCCGGACGAGGAAGGCUGGGUGAAGGUGACCAGGAAGGGGCGGCGUCCCGGCAUUCCCCGGACCGAGGCGCACAGCCUGCAGGCCAUCCAGCGCGAGAAGCGCAAACGAGCUCAGAAGGAACUGCUGAACUUCUACAGCUGGCAGCAGAAGGAUGCCAAGCGGGAACAUAUCGCCCAGCUCCGCAAGAAGUUUGAAGAGGAUAAGCAGAAGAUCGCUGUGAUGAGGGCUGAACGGAAAUUCAAGCCUUACUGAAGCCCGGUCAGGGUGGGGUUGGGGGUCAGGCGUGGGGGGGGGUUUGGGUUGGUGAUGAGGCUGCAGCGACCAGUCCCAGUCAAUGAAUGGUUUGCGAGAGAGUUCCUCCCUCGCACUCGCUCCUGUGGUAUCCUCGCGUGGGAAACACAACGACUUGGGACUAACUAUUUCCCUGGAGGGUGGGCAGGUGGGGAACAUUAAAUCUGUCGCCUGGUCCAUUGGCCUGGCCUGGACCCUGCGGUGGGAGGUGGAGCGGGGGCUUUGUUGCCUUAUUCUGGUUACUGGACCAUCAGCAUCUGUGGGGCAGGUGAAUCAGAGCUGAUGUUCCAGCUCACAGUGACCUCGACCGUCCGGUCACAGGUCAGUGAGCACGGAGCAGGCCUUGUCUGACUGGGGGCAGUGCCUGUGCAUACGGCACAAGAACGGAGAAGGCUGCGACCUCAGCAGGUCAGGCAGUGCCUGUGGAAGGAGAACCUAAGUUAAUGUUUCAGGUCACCCUUCUCUGUAACUGGGAGGUGAUGUGGGACUUGCACAUUCCCAGCACACAUCCUGGAUCUGAGUGUGUGUGUUCCCUACUGUACAGGGCCCCACUGUACAAAAGUCCAUUACUCAUUGGGAGAUGUAAAAUUUUCAUAAAUAAUCUAAUGACAUCAUCAAGCUUUGACAAGAAGUUCUGAGGUGCCUUGUUUAAUAUUAAAACAUAAUAAAAACAAAAUAUAACAAACUUUUGCCAGCUCAAGUUUCUGCGCCGGCUUGUGUCCGGCCUUGUCAAUGCUGUCUAACCGCUGGAACCUCACUGAAGCUCCCAGUCCAGGGGUCAAAUCUCGCUGCAGGUCAGUGCAGGUGGUCGUGCUGCUGAUUUGAAAUCUCUGGGGCCAUACUGUCAUUCCCUGAAACAAGCUCGCAGCAAUGAAAUGUAGGUAAAUUCACCAGUAUUCACAGUGUGCGGACACAGAAUAAUGGAAAGCUGGCAGCAGGUUGGCAAGAGGUGGGGUUCACGGUGUUGCAGCCAUUUGUUACCACAGCAGCGGGGAAUCAGCUCACUUUAUCGAUGUCUCCCAUUGGAAGCUGCUCAGUUGUCGCAGAUGAGAAGGUUUAUUUUCACACUGUUGAACUCAGAAUGUUUCAGCUUCACGCCCGGAAAUGUAUUUCAGAUUUUCUAAGAUAUUUAUAAAUAAAUAGGCAAUAUCUUGAAUACGGUCUCCUGCGCUGGUCCUUUGGAAACAAAGACGUUGAGAGAUGAAGACACCAGACUGCAGAUACUGGAAUCCGCAGACUGCUGGAGGGACUCAGCGGGUCGAUCAGCAUGUGUGGUGUGGGGGGGGGAGUGGUUGACAUUUCGGGUCAAGACCCUGUGGAAGCCGUGGCAUAGCAAGGGUUAAGAUAGUGUGCAGCUGCACAGAACAGUGUCCUUGAAAGAAUAAACUCCCCUUUGAACAGUGAAAUACCAAGGACAUCAGCAGACCAGACAAGAUGAAGAUGCUAAUGAUUGAUGAGAGAGCGCAGAGAAACAAUCGGGCAAUGACGCUGUACUAAAGC
Molecule: messenger RNA, 2392 nt
Organism: Pristis pectinata (smalltooth sawfish)
Lineage: Eukaryota; Metazoa; Chordata; Chondrichthyes; Rhinopristiformes; Pristidae
Gene: rrp7a
Product: ribosomal RNA processing 7 homolog A
Exons: 7
Coding region: 41-853 (270 amino acids)
Biological process (GO): rRNA processing; ribosomal small subunit assembly
Cellular component (GO): CURI complex; UTP-C complex
Molecular function (GO): RNA binding
Source: RefSeq, a predicted model, not a curated record